Molecule: messenger RNA, 1363 nt
Organism: Phyllopteryx taeniolatus (common seadragon)
Lineage: Eukaryota; Metazoa; Chordata; Actinopteri; Syngnathiformes; Syngnathidae
Gene: prkra
Product: protein kinase, interferon-inducible double stranded RNA dependent activator
Exons: 8
Coding region: 185-1105 (306 amino acids)
Source: RefSeq, a predicted model, not a curated record
ACCAACACUCCAGCUUUUAUCUUCCGGCCGGAACCACAAUGAAGUAUUUUUAGCAUCCCGACUCCGGGCCUCGUUACUCUUUUUACAUGCGCAGAUAAAUAUGCAUUCGUAGAUAUUGAUAUUUAUUGAUAGGUAUUUACUAAAUAACGCACUUAUAACGUGUCGAGAUCACAAAAGCGCGAAGAUGUCUAAGGAAAUGUAUCAGGCUGAGAUCACGUCCACUAAAUCAAGCCAAAAUAAAGAAGAAGUCCCAAGGGCCAAUGCCGCCAGCAAGACCCCAAUCCAGAUGCUGCAUGAGUACGGCGUCAAACAUGGCAAAAUCCCCACUUAUGUGCAGGAGAAAGCUGAAGGCCAGGCCCACCAGCCCAGCUUCGUGUUCAGCGUGACUAUUGGAGAAGUCUCCUGCAAAGGUGAAGGUUCCAGUAAAAAGGCAGCCAAACACAUGGCUGCUGAGGAUGCGCUGCGCAUGCUACAAGUGAACACUGAAGCUGUGAGUCUCCCCGUGAAGUCCGAGAGUAACGGCGUUGCAGCAAAAUCAAACGACCACCACAACUCAGUGGGCAUGCUCCAGGAGCUGUCCUUGCAGAGAGGUUGGCGUCUUCCCGAGUACAAGACGCUAAUGGAGACCGGUCCCCCGCACAGGCGAGAAUUCACCAUCACCUGCGCAGUGGAGUCCCUGUCAGAGACGGCUGCUGGAAGCUCCAGGAAAAAGGCAAAGAAGGCAGCUGCCGAGAAGUUGGUGGCCAAGCUUCAGAGUCUUUCAGGCUCCUCUGAAAUCACAUGGACACCUAAACCAAGGGUGCAAUUCGAGAACCUUAAGAAUUCAUCGGCCGAGAAAAUCUCCUUCCUAAGGAGGAACCCGCUGAGCAUUCCCAACACGGACUACAUUCAGCUGAUGGCCGAGCUGUCCAAGGAGCAACGCUUUGACAUCGCCUACAUGGACAUCGAUGAGCUGACGGCCAACGGGCAGUACCAGUGCCUGGUAGAGCUGUCCACCUCCCCCGUCACCGUGUGCCACGGCACGGGCAUCUCCCGCAGCAACGCGCACAACGCAGCCGCACACAGCGCCCUCCAGUACAUCAAGAUCAUGGCCUCCACCAAGUAAAAUGCAGAAACUGGACUGGAAGGUGCAUUUUAACACAAACUACAACCACCUGUAUGUCAGGACACCAUUGUGUGUUAAUGAUUUAUUAUUUAUGUACUUAUGUGGCUGAAAGCUAACUAAAUGAAGCACUUGACAAAGAUUCAAAUACCUUUAAGUGACUUGUGUGUGUGAACUUGGCAAAAUGUAUACUCCACGCCUACCCAUGUCUACUUCAACCAUGUGUAUCAAGUUCAAAAAUAAAACCAGUCAAUGGAAACA